AUGGAAGCACUCGCCAGAACGCUGGUCGGCACGGACAGGGAACCGCUCUGCUUCCUGAACAUCGGCGGUGUCUCCAACCUGACUUUCAUCAGCGGCGACCAUCUGCUUGCCUUUGAUAUCGGGCCGGGGAAUGCUCUCCUGGAUGACUGGAUCAGGGUGCAUGGCGCGGGUGACUAUGACGCCGGUGGAGUGAUUUCGGCAAAGGGGCGGGCAGACGAAGAGCGGCUGAUCGAAGCGUUGAAGCAUCCGUUCCUGUUGGAAACCGGACCGAAGUCGCUUGACCGCUACAGUUUUUCCGCGGACUUCGUUGAGGGCAUGAGCCUUGAGGACGGAGCUGCAACACUGCUGACUUUCACUGCCGAGGCGAUUGCGAAGGCGGAAACGCUCUUGCCCCAAAAGCCCGGCCUGUGGCUUGUUUGCGGAGGCGGUCGCCACAACCCGGUUCUAAUGCAGGCGCUCAGGGUUCGUCUUGCAGGCGAUGUCGUGUCUGCGGACGACUACGGCAUUGAUGGCGAUGCGCUUGAAGCUCAGGCCAUGGCGUUUUUGGGCGCCCGCCUGAAGGAAAUGUCAUUUACCAGAUAUCUCAUCACCACAGCAUCCACGGUUUGUCUUGUUGCCGGCACGGCGCUCUCAGCAAGCGCGGCCACGCUGAUCGUCGGCAACAAAUAUGCGGGGACCGUCAGCUUCAUUGAUCUGGAAUCGGGUCAGGAGGUGAAACGGCCGGUCACAGGCGGCUCGCCUCAUGAACUGGUCUUGUCUCCGGACGGUGAGCAGGUUGUGGUCGUUUCCUACCUCGAAGACGGCUAUAUCGGCCGCGAGCUCAAUGUUUUCGAUGUUGCCACUGCUGCACAUCUGAAGACGAUCGAUAUCUCGCCGCACAUGGCACCGCAUGGAAUCGCGUGGCUUGGAGAUACCGACAGCGUAAUCGUGACAACAGAAGAAACGCGGGACGUCAUUACUGUUGAUGUUGUGAAAGGAACAGUCACCGGGCAAGCCGGACCGGGACUGAUCGGCACGCAUUUGCUUGCACUGUCACCGGAUUCCUCGACGGCAUACGUGACCAGCCGGGGAUCGGACAAGGUCUCGGUAGUUGAUGCGAAGACAAUGAAAAUCACCCACACGGCAAACACGGAUGUCGGGCCCGAGGCUGUCGAUGUCAGCCCCGACGGCAAGCAAUUGUGGGUUGGAAACAAUCAGUCCGAAACGAUCAUCGUGUUCGAUCCGCAAACCAUGGAGAGGCAGGAGGUGAUCGAAGCCGGUUUCCUGCCGAUCCGGGUCCGGUUUCACCCCGAAGGCCAGGCGGUUGCCGUGGCCGAUCUGCGCGGUGAUCGCGUAGUUGUCUAUGAAAGCGGAAACCGGGAGGUCAAGGCGGAAAUCGAUCUUGCACCACACGGAGCCUACGGGCCGGCAUCGCUGCUCUUUUCACCCGAUGGCAAUUCCCUGUUUGUCGGUGCGCAGGAUGGCGCGCGGGUCGCAGAAAUCGAUACGUCGUCCUGGUCGGUUAUCCGGGUCAUCGAAACGGAUGAAGGCGCGGACGGCCUUGCUUACAGUGACAUGAAGGUCAGCGUUUGA
Molecule: messenger RNA, 1572 nt
Organism: Effrenium voratum
Lineage: Eukaryota; Dinophyceae; Suessiales; Symbiodiniaceae
Source: the annotation of a GenBank genome assembly